AUCCGGAGGAGGAGAGGAACAGGCGGCGUUCCCCCUCCCCCCGGCUACUUCAACUAUCCCUUCCGCACUUCGCCUCCAAGUCUCCUGGAGCACCAGAAGCGAACCCUAAGCUGGUGCGGGCUGCUCCCGCCUCCGCAGCCACGCUGCGCUCUGCACCUCGCCGCGCCGCUCCUGCCCCCCGGCCCGCCCAAUCCAGCCCUGCUCCGCCAACCCAGAGGAGUUCAGCCCCCCCGGCGGCUCUUCGGUGCCUGUGUCACCGGGCCCCCAACGGGGCCGGGGCCCGGGCGCGCCGGGGGACAUGGAACACCUGGCCCCUCACCACCUUCACCCGGGCCACGCCGAGCCCAUCAGCUUCGGCAUUGAUCAGAUCCUCAACAGCCCGGACCAGGGCAGCUGCAUGGUGUCCGCCUCGCGCCUACAGGACGCCGACUACGGGCUCGGCUGCAUAGUUAGCAGCGCCUACAACACCAUGACCGGGAGUUAUGGGGGAGCUGGCGGAGGCAGUGGCAGCGGCGGGGCUGGCCCGGGGCCCGGGCCCGGGGCGGGAGCUGGAGCAGGCGGCGGCGGGGGCUACGGAGGCGGUGGCGGCAGUGCCUGCAGUAUGGCCUCGUUGGCUGGCUCCUACAACAUGAACAUGGCCAUGGGCACUGGGGGCGGAGGGAGCGGUGGCGCGCUCAGCUCUGCCGGGGUGAUUCGGGUACCUGCCCAUAGGCCGCUGGCCGGAGCAGUCCCUCACCACCAGCCCCUAGCCACUGGCAUGCCCACUGUACCUGCGGUGCCCAGCGUCAACAACCUCACAGGACUCACUUUCCCCUGGAUGGAGAGUAACCGGCGAUACACAAAGGACAGGUUCACAGGUCACCCCUACCAGAACCGGACGCCCCCGAAGAAGAAGAAACCACGCACAUCCUUCACGCGCCUUCAGAUCUGCGAGCUGGAGAAGCGUUUUCAUCGCCAAAAGUACCUGGCUUCGGCCGAGCGCGCAGCCCUGGCUAAAGCGCUCAAAAUGACCGACGCGCAGGUCAAAACCUGGUUCCAGAAUCGGAGAACGAAAUGGAGGCGGCAGACCGCGGAGGAGCGGGAGGCAGAGAGGCAGCAGGCUAACCGCAUCCUUAUGCAGCUGCAGCAAGAGGCCUUCCAGAAGAGCUUGGCUCAGCCUCUGCAGGCUGACCCGCUCUGCGUGCACAAUUCAUCACUCUUCGCCCUGCAGAACCUGCAGCCUUGGUCCGACGACACUGCUAAGAUCACCAGCGUCACGUCAGUGGCCUCGGCCUGCGAGUGACACCCCGCUCUGUCGGGGUCCACCCCGCUCCGUUCCACUGGCCCCUCUCCCGCCUCUCAGAUCCGCAGCUCCUCCAGGACCCCCAACAGAAAAGUGGGAGACCAGACUUUGGGCUUGCGAUCGAGAGGAGAGACCUCCCUAUCCUGAGUCCUCGCCCUGCACCUCGCAUCCAGCCUCGGGAGACUGCCCGAGGUAGAGGGCUGUGCCUGGAAAGGGUGGGUAGGGGGAGGUUCCCGAGGGCUUGCACAGAGGAAAGAGUGAGGACCCUUCCUCCCGCCCCAACCCCUUUCACGGACCACGAGCCAGUUCUCCCUGCCCCUCUUCCCUCAAUAACUGGACACAAAAUGAAACUCGUAGAAAGCCAGCUCACUACCUGCCUCUGCUCUCCGAGGUCCGGUAUCUGUGUCAUUCAGUCCAGUGUGGGCACCACCGGUCCCCCAGCACCCCCCGGAUUUCUUUUCAGUGGAAAAGAAGAAGUUGGAAAUAGAGUAGGGACUGCGGCCAGAAGGAACAUAGGAACCCAACUGGAGCCUCUAGCCCUGGGCAGCUCACUCUCACUGACCCUCGGUUCAGCUGGUACUUUUCAGAUUCUGCUCAAUUUCUGUUGAUUUGAUUUUAUUUUGAAAUUGGGAGAUCUAGAAGGAAGUCGAGGAAGUGGAGGAGGAGAGAGGAAAUUAGAACUUCUAGGUUCGAGAGCGUGCUGAAGGUCCCCAGCGAGCCGGUCGAUCCCCUGUCGAUUCAGUCCUACUGAAACCCAGAGACACUCUUACAGUCACCCGUGGACAUCCCCGCCCCGCCCAGCAACUGCACAGUCACACAUCAGACACUCAGUUUCAAAAUGCAAUUGGAUGCCUACAGUAUCACUAAUAGGCACACACACAAUCGCAUGCAUUGCCACGGGUUCACAGUGACACUCAGUAAAAGUAAUGCCCACAUCACUCGUAGUCGUUCACACAAUUCCGUACACACAGUAGCAGGAAAGCACAAUUCUAUUGCCCCCUCCCCCCCGCCCCAUGCACAGCCCCACACAAAGUGUCUCUCGAGCAGUCCUCUCGAACACAGCGUCCUUCGCACAGUCUCGAGCAAUCAAUGGUAAAAGACAGUCCUACCUAGAGCCUGUUCCGGGAGGCUCGCUUUGCAUCCGUCUGGGGGGAGGGGGUUAAGUUAUGCACUUAUAAGGUGUUUUCCCUGUAACCAUUUUAUAAAGUGCUUGUGUAAUUUAUGUGGAAAAUAUGAAUAAAAUCGUCCGGAU
Molecule: messenger RNA, 2534 nt
Organism: Monodelphis domestica (gray short-tailed opossum)
Lineage: Eukaryota; Metazoa; Chordata; Mammalia; Didelphimorphia; Didelphidae
Gene: TLX1
Product: T cell leukemia homeobox 1
Biological process (GO): regulation of transcription by RNA polymerase II; animal organ development
Cellular component (GO): nucleus
Molecular function (GO): RNA polymerase II cis-regulatory region sequence-specific DNA binding; DNA-binding transcription factor activity, RNA polymerase II-specific
Source: RefSeq, a predicted model, not a curated record